AUGACAACAAUGCUCAGUGGCCAAGAGAAAUAUUCUAUAUUAUAUGUAAAUUUUGAAAUGGAUGGAGUUAAUAUGAUGGGCUAUGGCUGCUAAUCAAAUCUUUACAAUGCUGACUUGUUUUAGAAAAUAAAUCCUAGUGAUUUCUAUUUUUUCAAUUCUAAAAUUCCAUGCAACAAUGAAUCUUCUAAUAGGCUAUUAAAUCAAUUUAAUAUAAAUUCAAGUGGUGAAUUAACAGACUAAAUAAUAGAAAAUACUGAAGAUAGUUUUCAUGAAUAUAAAAGGUAUCUGGGAUAAGACAAUGAUAACUGUGUAAAUUACUAUAACUUUAGCGAAGUAAAAUUACCUAGUUGGAUGUGUAUGCCAUCUAGUACUUCAUAUGAAGAAAUGAUAUAAUUAAGGACAUGUUAUAUAAGCUCAUAUUAAAAUUAUUCGUUUGGAUCCAAGGAUAAACCUUAUUAAAAUGCAUUAGAAAGAAAACCCCUUUAAAAAGUAAGCUCGUUCAUAAUUGUUGAGUUCGAUGAUUUGGCAGUUCCUUUAAAAUACAUGAUUCCAUUGAUAAUAUGUACUUUCUACCCUUUUAUAAUAUCUACCAAUUUGCCAAUGAUUUUUAUAACUUAAUUUUUGAUCGAUAUCUAUUUGAAAUAUAGAUUUCUAAAACCAGAAUAAUAGAUAGAUCAAAAUUUAAUUUUGUAAUAGAAAAUCCAAGAAAAAUCUGAAACUGUUUUGCAAAAGUAAAUCUCUUUUUAGUCCCCAACAACAAUUCCAUCUAAGAUUUAAAACGAAGAAAGGAAUAAUUAAACAUCUUAAGAAUUAAAAAGCAUAAAAGUUGAGAAUUCUACCAAUGAAAUCAAACACCAUAUAAAAUCUCUUAGUGGUGAGGAAAUUAAAUAAAUUAAACUUAAAUUUUAAUAACAAACUUAAAAGGUAUCUAAAAAUUAUCAUAAGGCAAAUUCUGUAGAAAAUUCUAAGGAUAAUAAUUAAAAUGAUGAUAUUAAUAUUGUUGACGAGGAAUAAAAUAAGCAUAUUUCUUAAUCACAAAAUGAAACUAAAUAAAAUCAAAACUAGUAAUAAAAAGUAAAUAAAUACAAGAAUAAAAUUAAUAUUUUCUAGCAAAAUGAUAGCGAUUUAAAAAAAAUUCAAAUAGAAAAUGUGUGA
Molecule: messenger RNA, 1155 nt
Organism: Tetrahymena thermophila SB210
Lineage: Eukaryota; Ciliophora; Oligohymenophorea; Hymenostomatida; Tetrahymenidae
Product: transmembrane protein, putative
Exons: 1
Source: RefSeq, a predicted model, not a curated record